This is a messenger RNA of Elgaria multicarinata webbii, 1756 nucleotides long. RefSeq names its product iodothyronine deiodinase 1 (gene DIO1). The record is from RefSeq and is a predicted model, not a curated record. The transcript is spliced from 4 exons. Gene Ontology annotation, biological process: thyroid hormone metabolic process. Gene Ontology annotation, molecular function: thyroxine 5'-deiodinase activity. NCBI's taxonomy places the organism in Eukaryota, Metazoa, Chordata, Lepidosauria, Squamata, Anguidae.
ACCUCUCAUUCUGCCAAGAUGUUCAAAGCUGGUAGUAUAUUUCUGCAAAAGUCCUGGAUUCUCUUGCAAGUGUGCCUGUUCACUGCCAUUGGUAAACUUCUUAUGAUUUUAUUCCCAGCUACUGUCAAGAAAUAUAUAUUGAAAAAGGGGGGGAAGAACAGCACAGGGAGGAACCCAAAGUUCAUAUACGAAAACUGGGGUCCAACUUUCUUCAGCUUCCAGUACUUACUCUUUGUCUUGAAAGUCAAAUGGAGACAGCUAGAAGAUGAAGCAUUUCAAGGCUGUCCUGCUCCCAACACCCCAGUAGCAGAUUUUGCAGGGGAAAUUCAUCACAUCCUGGAUUUCAUGCAAGAUGACAGGCCUCUGGUCUUAACGUUUGGAAGCUGCACCUGACCUUCAUUUAUGCUGAAAUUUGGUGAGUUCAAGAAGCUUGUCGAAGAUUUCAGUUCCGCAGCAGAUUUCCUAGUAAUCUACAUUGAAGAAGCCCAUGCCUCAGAUGGAUGGGCUUUUGGUAACAAUUUUGUUAUUAAACAUCACCAAACUCUCCAAGAUCGUAUAAAGGCUGCACAAAUCCUACUGAAAGAGGAUCCCUUGUGUCCAGUGGUUCUAGACACUAUGGAAAACCUGAGCAGUUCAAAAUAUGCAGCUCUGCCAGAGAGGCUUUACGUGCUUCGAAGUGGAAAGGUUGUCUAUAAGGGUGGAUUGGGACCCUGGAGUUAUUGCCCACAAGAAGUACGUGAAGUUUUGGAAGGACUACUUUAAAUCUAUAAAACAGCCUUCGUAGCGAUCCCAUAAGUGAACAGUCACUCUUUAGUCUGCUGAUUGAGUUUUUUAACUGUUAUUAAUAAUUUAGAAGAGAUUGUAUCAAUUGUUAAAGGAAAAUGAGAAAGAUGAAAUACCGGCACACUGUCAGUUUAGUAUUUGGCAGUCAUUAACUCUCUAAUUAAGAAGUGCAAUUAACACUAUAAAUUAAGCAUCUUAUGAUUGCACUUACCCUUGAUUACUUGCAAAUAAUAACACCAGUCACUAUGGCCUAAGCAACAUAUGUAAACAUUGUGGAAGUCACCUGAGAAGCAAAAUUAUGGAGAUUGCUCCAUGAAGCAAGCCCUUCAUAGGAAGUGGCUCUCCAUACAGUCCCAAUCUUCUUUUUUAGACAGUGCUACUAAAUAAAACAGCUGUGGCUUUUUGAUAGUUGAUGUGAUAGAAAUUCUGAGAAUUGCAUGAUAGAUUGCUCCACAUGCAGGGUUUCCAACAUGAAGCAGCUUCUCCUGUAUUGAACCAAGGCGAUGGUCUCCUCUUUGGUCACCACUUUGUAAUGGGAGCCUGACAGUUUGCAUUCCCCCAACAGCAUCCCACCCAGUUAGGAUUGCCAGACUGUGGCCAUAAUUCUGAACAGGAGCAACUUUUGGGUUGGGAACUGUUGCAUGGCCCACAGGGCUUGCAGCUCCAAGUGUGCGCUGCGCACAUGAGCUGGAUCAGAGGAAACACACAGUUGUUCCUGACUUUGCUUGCAUUUGCACAUGUGUAGCUUUUGCACCUUUCUCUCUGCGCACAGUAUUUCUGAUUUUGACUGGCACAGAUUACAACAGCUUUCUGAAUGGAACCAUUGUAAUGGCUUGCUCCGUUUUGUUUCUAUUCAUAUUUGUUUAUGAUAGUCAUCGCUAAAAUAUGGAAGGCUGUGGCUUGAUUUUGAAGAUAAGUAUUUUUAGAAACAAGACGCUAAACUAUAAUGAUUAAAACUAUGUCAGACAAUCUU